This is a messenger RNA of Danaus chrysippus (African queen), 537 nucleotides long. The record is from the annotation of a GenBank genome assembly. Lineage: Eukaryota; Metazoa; Arthropoda; Insecta; Lepidoptera; Nymphalidae.
AUGUCGCUCCAUAAGAUUGUUAUAUUAGUAUUGUGCUACUCAUCAAUAUCCAAGUGCAUUGAGGAAAAUGAAACAGCAAAAAUUACGGGCCCCAAAGAUAUCGGUCGUCAGGAGGCAAUAACUCUAUACCGAAACAAAGGUUCGGGUAUUGAUCUUAGUAACAUUCAUAAUCCUUUGUUGACAAACAUCACAGCCGAAAAGGUUUUGGGCGUGGCACCCAUGUCUAAUGAAACAAUACCAUGGAAUAAUAUCAAACGUUUGAUCGUACCACAAGAUAACGUGAAAGCUUCAAAUUUAAUUGAAAAUAAUAAUGCUGAAUUGAAAGAAGACGCAAAGAAAUCAAAACGCGACGUAUCAAAACAGCCUGUGCAAAUAGAAAGGGGAGCAGCGGUGAUUCCUUCGGAGGCUGGAGUUCAUUCCAUUGGACUGCCGCCCUUGAUAGCUUUUAAUAAAAAUCUUUCCAAAAUCCCAGUACCUAUUCCUAACAUGUCAGUCGUUAGUUACGCCAAAGUCAAUACUUUGGUACAUUCUCCAUAA